This is a messenger RNA of Saxophila tyrrhenica, 333 nucleotides long. RefSeq lists its product as uncharacterized. The coding region runs from base 1 to 333 and encodes 110 amino acids. The record is from RefSeq and is a predicted model, not a curated record. Lineage: Eukaryota; Fungi; Ascomycota; Dothideomycetes; Mycosphaerellales; Extremaceae. The transcript has a single exon.
AUGGCUCCUCGCAAACAAAAAGCAGUCUUCCUUGACUCAGUCGGCAGUCCCGUCGAACUCGGCGAGCGAGACAUCCCACCCCCCAAAGCCGGCGAGGUCAUGGUUAAGGUGAACUCCACCCAGCUGCUUCCCCACGACGCCUACUGCCGCGAUCGAGGCAUCUUCAUCGGGCACAAACUGCCCUUCGUUCUGGGCAGCAGCAUCGCCGGAACCGUCGUCGAGGCCGGCCCUGAUGUAAACUCCUUCAAUUCAGGAGACCGCGUUUUCGGAACCAGCAACCUCCAGCACCCAACCCCGGACCAGGCCGGCCUGCAGGAAUACGCCAUCCUCUAA